UGGCCGGGCGGCGCCAGGUGGCGCCCGAGGCGAACGCGGCGGCUGUGAGGCGGAGCGGCUGGGCGAGGGCCAGACCCGGCCGGCCCGGGGAGGCGAAGAGAGGCGGGCGGGCAAGAUGCUGGAAGCGGCCGGGCCGGACCCGGAGCUGGACCCGGAAGACCUGGUGCACUUCUCCGUGGGGGACCUGCCCAGCCGCGGCUACGGGGUGAUGGGCGAGAUCCGCCGGCAGGGCAAGCUGUGCGACGUCACCCUCAAGGUUGGGGACCACAAAUUCAGUGCCCACCGGAUAGUCUUGGCAGCCUCCAUCCCUUACUUCCACGCCAUGUUCACCAAUGACAUGAUGGAAUGCAAGCAAGAUGAAAUAGUUAUGCAGGGAAUGGAUCCAAGUGCCCUGGAAGCUCUGAUCAACUUCGCCUACAAUGGACACUUAGCCAUCGACCAGCAGAAUGUCCAGUCCUUGCUGAUGGGAGCAAGCUUCCUGCAGCUACAGAACAUCAAGGAUGCCUGUUGCUCUUUCCUCCGGGAGAGGCUUCACCCAAAGAACUGCCUCGGAGUGCGCCAGUUUGCCGAAACCAUGAUGUGUGCCGUUCUCUACGACGCUGCCAACGUCUUCAUUCACCAGCACUUUGUGGAAGUAUCCAUGUCGGAGGAAUUCCUGGCCCUUCCCUUCGAAGACAUCUUGGAGCUGGUAUCAAGAGAUGAGCUCCACGUGAAGUUGGAGGAGCAGGUCUUUGAAGCUGCCUUGGCCUGGGUGAGGUACAGCAGAGAGCAGAGGGAGACCUACUUGCCAGAGCUCCUCUCCAAAAUCCGCCUGCCUCUUUGUCGGCCUCAGUUCCUCACGGGCCGGGUGCAGCAGGAUGACCUGGUCCGCUCUUGCCACAAGUGCAGGGACCUUGUGGAUGAAGCAAAAGACUAUCAGCUCAUGUCAGAGCGCCGACCGCACCUCCCUGCUUUCAAAACCCGUUCCCGCUGCUGCACCUCCAUCCCAGGCCUGAUCUAUGCUGUAGGAGGCCUCAACUCAGCAGCAAAUUUCUAUGCAGGUGACUCGCUGGAUGUGGUGGAAGUCUUCGAUCCCAUUGCCAAUCACUGGGCACAGUGCCAGCCCAUGACAACGGCCCGUAGCCGGGUGGGGGUCGCCGUGCUGAACGGACUCUUGUAUGCCAUUGGUGGAUAUGACGGGCAAUUGAGGCUGAGCACGGUGGAAGUUUACAACCCGGAGAUGGAUUCUUGGUCCAAAGUGGCGAGCAUGAACAGCAAACGAAGCGCCAUGGGCACAGUGGUGCUGGAUGGGCAGAUCUACGUGUGCGGUGGGUACGAUGGCACUUCAUCCCUCAACUCCGUGGAAACCUAUUCACCUGAAACAGACAAGUGGACGGUGGUGACCCCGAUGAGUUCCAAUCGCAGCGCAGCUGGCGUCACCGUAUUCGAAGGUUGGAUCUUUGUCUCUGGUGGACACGACGGAUUGCAAAUCUUCAAUAGCGUGGAGUACUACAACCAUCACACGGCCUUGUGGCAUUGCGUGACCAGCAUGCUCAACAAACGCUGUCGACACGGCACUGCCUCCCUGGGCAGCAAGAUGUUCGUCUGCGGAGGCUACGACGGCUCGGGCUUCCUCAGCACUGCCGAGGUGUACAACUUCAUGGUGGACCAGUGGUACUUGAUUGUGCCCAUGAGCACCCGGCGCAGCCGCAUCUCUCUCGUAGCAAACGGUGGCCGCCUGUAUGCUGUGGGAGGCUACGACGGACAGUCCAACCUGAGCUCAGUAGAAAUGUAUGACCCCCAAACCAACCGCUGGACGUUCAUGGCCCCUAUGGUGUGGCACGAGGGGGGUGUCGGGGUGGGCUACAUGCCACUCCUGACCCUCUGAGGCGAGGGGUCCAUGUUGUAAGUCAACAACUGCCAGAAUCAAGAGCCCAUUUUGGAGGGACAAUCUGUGGAGCGACUCACAUGCUGCCAAAAGAGUAAAUCACUUUCAGGUGCUCGGAACGUCUUCGUUUUGGAAAAUGCGCCACCAGCUCCAUGCUCAGAACCACGUUUGUGUUGAGGUUCCACAGGGUCCAGCUAGUUAGGAGACUGAGACUGUGUCACACUGAGAGUAGCCCACCUCUUUUUCUUCUUUCUUCCUCCUGUGCACCGUUGAUUGUUAAGCCUGGCUCCCAGCUGCUUUCCGAAUUUCCUCCUCUUCACCCUCUGCAGCCUCAACCUCCUUGGGAUUACGUCCAGAGUAUGGGGGAUUCUUAGGCUCUCUGUCUCCCGAUAGAACGAGCAACAGAGCAGGUUCCCCCAUCCUGCUUGGACGCCCCUCUCAGAAGGAAGUACUGCCUGGGCAAGGAGCAGGCCAGUUUUGUCCUUAGUACAGAGGGAAAAUGCCUCAACUUCUCAAAGAAAUUCUAGGAAGCCACAUAACCUAACUCACGGGGAAUUUCGGUUCAGUAGGUGGUGGGGCGGUGGCACAGUCUGAAAAAGCAGCAUGUGUUCUUCCUGCCGCCUGGGCAGUGUGGGGCGGGAUGCUCACAAUCCAUCCCCUGUUUGGACCCCCAGAUGUAUGACCGGAAGUCCAAUGUCCACUUUAGGAUUAAGUCAGGAACAAGGGGGCCGCGGUGGCUUGCAGCCUGAAGACAAGAGCUUCAUCACGUGCUCUCUGGAGCCGAGAGUGGGCCUUAUGCCCCAUGGCGUGUGUGAAUCACAUCCUCGCAAAGUCCAACUCCAGGCCCCGUUUAGCAAGACAGUUGGCAUGCUCCGUGAUUUCCAGGGCUGUGUCAGGAGUGCUUUCUGCAGAGCCAGCUGUUCAUAUGAGUCAUUCAAACAAGACCCUCGGACACGCGUGGGAUGCACAGGUGAAGGGGCUUCAUCCUGUAUCUGUGAAAUACAACAGUGACGUGCAGCCUGUGCCCAUUUAAACGUCGGCGUAUCCAGACCACUUCCAGGUGGGGGAGGGGGAGGAAUUGUCACCACUAUUCUGUUGGGACCACGUUGGCUGCAGCGGCCACGAGUUCCUCUGUCCCUUGAGCUCCUGCGUUCUGCGACUGUGCAAGCAAGACGUUUUGCUUCAGGUAGACUUUAGCAAGAAGUUGGAUUUGGGGAGAGGGUUUAUUUCACAACAAGAAAAGGACUGUUGUUGGAAACAAGCAAGCUUGAAAUGUAUAUCUGGUUUCAGUUGGCAGGCAAGGAGGAAAUGGUCAUUUCCUUUUUGCCCUUGGGAUUCUAACCAGCUUUUUGUCAGUUCUGUGUUUUUCUAAACAAGACAGAUACAGCAGCCUCACGCAUGUUUUGCAAGUGGUGAGAUAUUUUGACUUUGCAGCCUUGGGAAGGACAGUUGCCUGUCCCGUCUUGCUUCAGAGAGUUCGGUAAGCUGCCUGGGCAUCAUAAAUGGCGAGGGCACAGACUUGAGGGGCCAAUGGGCCAGCCUGCACAUGUCUUUCCUCUCCUCUGCACAAGCAGUCUUCAGCGUAGCCCGAGGACAAAUGGAUGCACAGUCCAUUUUUCCAGAGGAAUUAUCGCCGCGUGGUGGCAUUGCUCUGUUCCUUUAAAAAAAAAACGGCUUUCUGCUGUGAUGUUGUUGGCAAAUCAUUGGUUUAUUUUUCAGUCUCUUUAUCUUCUUUCCUCUGAUCAACAGCUGAUCUUUGCAUCUGCUUGCACCGGCCUGUGAUCAGCCAGUAAACUGGAAAGAGGCAGAUUCUUCUUCAGCAAAAUGGCAACACCACCGCCCAAUAAAUGCAUGCUCGCUCUCCCCUUUAAAGAAACACUGAAGCUUAACAAACGAGGGCUGCCUUUCUCUUUUUUCCUCUAGCACUGAACAUCCCCCUUGUGUCUGUACUUGGGGGUCAGGCGCAGGGAGUUCUUUGCCCUGCUGUUAAGAAGUGCCCGGUCCCUACCUCUGCUGGAUUGGAAUUUUAAGGGGGUUAAAUCAGAUUGGGACCCCAUCGGUGGUGGUAACAACAGGCAUUGCAACUUGUCAGCACUGCUGCCUGGCCUGGCCUUUUCCAAGCCAAGAACAUUCCUCCAGGGUAGCAACCCACUGCGGGCACUUGCCCCUGUCCGUUAAAGUUCCCGUUGUACUGUAGAGUGUAUUAAUGUCUGCUAGGGUUGAUUCUUUUUGAAAGCACUACAUGGCUCCUGCCAGUCGCCCCAUUAACUGAAAAAGGGUCUUGUUGGAAUGAUCCAUUUCAUGCAAACCAGCCCUGCAAUACCUGGUAAAUAUCACAAUUCUGAAAGGAGCUCUGUCUCGGGGUCCCCCCUGUGUCUUAAUCUUCAAGCUGGUCUUGCCGUCAGUUUCUCGAGGCCCAGGUGUGAGAGAAUGCCGGCCCUGUUAAAAAGGCUUCAAACCCAAGGGAGUCCGGUGGCUUUGCAGUGUAAGAGGCUGCUGUACUGCUGGUGGCUAAACUGCGGUUCCUCCAGACAGCAUGCAGGAACGUUGAUGGGGUGGGCGUACAUUCCUAAGCACAUGGGGAAGAAGUGCUGGUGGGGUGCUUUCUGCCCAGGAACAUGCCAUGUACACGGUUUAGGUGAUCCAGAAGCGCCGAUUGAUCGUGGGGGGGGAGAUGUUUGCCAAGCACAAUGCAGUGUUGGGAGCUUAAAAAGGAAGGCAGUUGGUCACCAUAAGGCAUACCUGGGUGUGAUUUCUGUUCACUAUUUGAAGCCGCUGCCAGCCUCCACAGCCACUUAGAAUAGCUUUUUCUGUUUUUCUGAAGGCAGAUCGGCCACAAUUUGGUGUUCUCCAGCUGUGUCGGGAAAGGGCUACAGGGUGCAGUUACGUGCCUGGGGAUAUUACUGGGAUAUCUGCCCCCUCUUUUCUUCUGUGUGUUCUUCAUACGUGAACCAGUCGUGUGAAUUUUCACACUUCCAGGGGGAAUUUGCCUAGCACCUCAUAAAACCAAAGACGGCCAGGGUCCAGAAUUGAGAGAUGUUUUCUGAGGCUACCAGGUCGCGUACGGAGGCUGUCAGCUCACAUCAGCGUAAAACCACUCCGAGCAUAUCCCCUUCUGGGGUGUUCGUGGCAACCUCUCUGUAGAAGAAAAAGCUUCCGUUCUCCCUGGUCCAAAUAUAUCCAACUUGAAAAGAGUCUUUUUCAACGGGUCAGUAUUUUCCCCCUCCUUUUUUGCAGAUGGGGCUCGUCUCCAAGGUUGAUUGUCCUGCCUGGCCUUUUUUUAUUGAGCCAAUUCUUCAUUGAAAUCCAUACAUGGUGUUGUUUCCAUAGGUGAGAGUUCACUGCAGAAUAACAGGGCUGUACAUUCAAACACUAGUUCUUCCAUAACCACUGGCAAAUAAAUGUUCAAGUCUUUUGUGUACAUGUCACAGUGAGUGUGGAAAUGCCUCUGUCGGGCGCAGCUGUUUAGGGUUGGGCACUGCCCUCGUUUGAGCUUGCUGCUGUAUGCGCGGGGCCCCUCAGUCAGCUGCAGUGGCUGUAGUGUUGAGUGCUGGCUCUUGCAAGAGGGAGGAGUUCUCACAGCUGAGUGUAAACAUUAGUGCAAUUGAACAACUCCAGUUGCAGAGUCUCAGUAAUGGGUCAGAACCAAUCCUCAUUGCUGCUGCAGGAUUUCCGUACUUCAGGUGUAUAUAUGUGGAUGUCUAUAUAUAUAUGUAUGUAUACAUUAUAUAUAUAUUGAGGCUCUGUGUAUAAAGUUGAUGUGUAGUGUGGGCAUAUCUGGAUUAUAAAUGUGCAUGGUUUGUUCACACAUGUAUCUCACCGACCUGUGUCUGUAAACUUCAAGCCAGCCAAUACAUGCUCCUGGGUACAAAUUCAUUUUGACAUUUAUGCGCUACUAAGAUAUUUGUAAGCAACAGACUUGAAAAUGAACCAGCCCUCAAAACCUGGACUAAAGUAGUGCAGAGUUUUUCAGACAAUGAAAAAUAAAGUUGUUGAAUUUUU
Messenger RNA from Eublepharis macularius, 5869 nucleotides. It is a transcript of the gene KLHL18, whose product is annotated as kelch like family member 18. Bases 116 to 1867 code for a protein of 583 amino acids. Gene Ontology annotation, molecular function: protein binding. The transcript has 10 exons. The record is from RefSeq and is a predicted model, not a curated record. NCBI's taxonomy places the organism in Eukaryota, Metazoa, Chordata, Lepidosauria, Squamata, Eublepharidae.